AUGCAUUCGCUGUUGGAUCGGAAAAAGAAGGAAGUGGGUGCUGAGCUGGGCUUGGUGGAGAUGCCAGCGGACAGUUUGCUCGGCCAGCCCCAGAGGAUGUGGACGUGUGUGGGCUGCAUGUGGGUGCUGCUCUCUUCAUGCCUGGUGGCAGUUUGCAGUUUCAGCUUCAUCUCCCCCGCUUGGAUCGUCAGGGAGAAGAGCAAAGAGUCGGUGAGCUUCGGGCUGCUCUGGUACUGCUCCGAGAGUGUCUACAAUUGCUACACCUUUGGGGGUCUGAGCAGUUUCGCUGAUAUCCCUUCAGGUACCUGGCAGACGAGUGCUGUUCUCUGUUCUGGAGGCUGCGUGCUGCUAGCUACCAGCGCUCUGUUGGCUAUUGUUACUGUCUUCCUGCCAAGUGGACUGUGUGAGAAGAGAAUCUGCACACUGGCUGGACACAUGCAAACAACAUCGGUGUUUAUUAUGGCAUCUGGGCUUCUGAUCUAUCCUUUCGGAUUGAACUCACCCCUUGUACAGAAAUAUUGCGGAAAUUCCAGCAUCUAUCAUGCAGCGGAUUGUCAGAUUGGAUGGGGUUAUAUGCUAGCCAUCGUCGGAGUCAUGCUUGCAGUCUUUCUACCUUUCUUCUCCAAAUAUGCGCCAAAAGAAUCCAGCUCACCGACUCCAAUACCUGCAAUCUUAUAG
This is a messenger RNA of Rhincodon typus (whale shark), 678 nucleotides long. Its product is annotated as LHFPL tetraspan subfamily member 7 protein. Bases 1 to 678 code for a protein of 225 amino acids. Lineage: Eukaryota; Metazoa; Chordata; Chondrichthyes; Orectolobiformes; Rhincodontidae. Gene Ontology annotation, cellular component: membrane. The record is from RefSeq and is a predicted model, not a curated record. The transcript is spliced from 3 exons.